AUGGAUAAGAAGAAGGUGUUGGAGGUGACGGCGGCCUCGCUGGUCGACCUUAAAGCCGAACUCUUCCGCAAACAAGAAGAAUUCAAGCACGAGAAACUUUCCAAAACUACAGACGGGCCGUCAAAGUCAAAAGCAGUCCUCAAGAAACCUAAUAUCUGGAAUAAGCAGAAUGUCGGGGUCACAGCCCGGGCAGAGAAAGAUGCAGAGCAGAAAACUGAAGAGGACAACACGCUGGACAAAUCCAGGAAGAGGUUGGAGGAGAAAGCUCUCCUGUACGAGAAGAUGACCAAAGGCGACUUUCCAGAUGAGGAGACGGAGGAGCUGUACCUGGUGGAUUUUGCACAGAAGAUUAUAGAGAAGAAGAGAGAGGUGCAGAUGUUGUGUCAUAAAGAGAAGAUAGACAAAGAGGAGGAGGAUGCGAGAGCUCCAGAUCUGCCAGUUCCUGCUCCUAAAGACCCCGGGGAAGAAUGGGUGGAUUAUGUCGAUUCUCUAGGCCGAUCGAGGCGCUGUAUGAAGAAGGACCUCCCAGACCUGUUGAAAAUGGACAAAGACCUACAAGGAAAAAAACCGGCGGCUGCUCAAGGAAAGACUUUACUGUCUGAGGAUAUGAGACGGGAGAUGCAAAGAGAACAGUGGGAGCAGGAAGAGGAAGAAGCAAUGAAGAGACCGAUUGGUCCCUUACAUUAUGAAGACAUAAGAGACAACGAGGCCAGGCAGCUGGGUGUUGGCUAUUUUGCCUUUGCUAAGGAUGAACAGAACCGUCGGAAGCAAAUGGAUACGCUGAACAUGUUGCGAGAUCAGACUGAAGAUCAAAGGGUAAAGCGUGAGCGCUUGAAAUCAAAGCGUAAAGCCAUGUUGGACGCACGCCUCGCCAAACUGCGGCAGCGUAAAAUGAAACAUGGGGAAGGAGAGGAGACGGAGACAGCUCAGGAAGCUGAGGAGGAACCGAUCGGACCAGAGCCAGAAGAGACCCCUGAGCUGGAGAGGAAGGUAGAAGUCCUCAUACAGGAGAGGAGAGAUACUAAACCCGGCGUACCCCAUGUCAGGGAGUGGGACAGAGGAAAAGAAUUCACGCUCGGCAGAUGGUCCAAAAUCCAAGAUGACCUGAGAAAUGAACGAGAGCCAGAGUUUGCACCGCCGUCCGUCUACGCUUCAAAACAAAAUAAAAAGAAAAGGCGUCAGAAGAGAAGGAGGAACCAGGCAGGACCUUCAAAUGACACAACACGAUUGGAUCAUGGACACAACCAAUAUGCUCAGGAAGCCCCGGGGUCCAACACGACCUCCAAGGUGGAUGAGAAGAGACUGGAUGAAAUGUUGUCUUAUUACAGGAAGGUGACCUGAUCUACAGCACUGUGCACAGAUAAUAGAGGAGGGGUUCUCUACUCCACAGCAGUAUGUCCCAAAUAUUAGU
Molecule: messenger RNA, 1411 nt
Organism: Nanorana parkeri
Lineage: Eukaryota; Metazoa; Chordata; Amphibia; Anura; Dicroglossidae
Gene: CCDC174
Product: coiled-coil domain containing 174
Exons: 11
Coding region: 1-1341 (446 amino acids)
Cellular component (GO): nucleus
Source: RefSeq, a predicted model, not a curated record